Molecule: messenger RNA, 3171 nt
Organism: Sycon ciliatum
Lineage: Eukaryota; Metazoa; Porifera; Calcarea; Leucosolenida; Sycettidae
Exons: 3
Coding region: 119-2662 (847 amino acids)
Source: RefSeq, a predicted model, not a curated record
CAGUUUGCCUCCAAACUACUUCAUUGAAACAAAAUUAAUAGUAUCCAGACUAGUAUAGAGUACGCAAAGCACAAUGACAUGACAUGCAUGUUGUAGACUAUGGUUGACACGACACUGCAUGGUGUUGUUGGCACUGUUCACGUCAUCUUUCCGCCGGCAAUACGCCGCAUCCAGUGUUUCACAUCCAUUGAAACACUUCGCGGCCUUCAACACCAUGUCCGUGGCGAUGGCAGAAAUGUGGUCUUACUCUUGGCUUCAAACACCCACCUUCCUCCUCAUUCCCUCCCUCCUCUGCGUUAUUGUGUCCUUGACUGGUUCAGCGACGGCAACAGUUUAUCACGCUUACCCGGACCCUUCGUGUCAAGAGCCAGCUUUAGCUGACCAGGGAAACCUCUGCACUGUGGGAGGAAAGAGUUUUUCUGAAUGUAUUUCUUCAUUGAAAGUUGCAGGUGAUGAAUGUAGACUUCAUGCUGGUCGCUAUCCAUUCCGAGGAGACCCGCUGCCCGUUAGAGGUCUGCAUGGAACGGAGGAGAAACCUUUCGUGAUUGCAGCGGCCCCGGGAGACGAGUCUGAAGUUCUGUUGGAUGGAACAGUCCCAGUGACAGUCAGCAUCGAUGACCGGAAUGUUUAUGCACCGCAUAGUAACAUCUAUGCGGCUAAAGCUCAGACGGAUUUCUGGCAAAUGUUUGUGGAUGAUGUGAUGCAGACAAAUGCCAGAUGGCCCAAUGCACUGUGGAGUGACUUGAGUGUAUUCAACGCCAGCUACUGGGCACACUCAGCCAAUACCAGCAACUCCACAGCGGGUAUUAUGGUGGACGAUGGUAGUCAUGGAGAAUUUCCGAACGACUUGACGGGGGCGGUUGCAAUCCUGAACACGGGCAGUUGGAACACGUACCCCGCAAUGGUACUCAGCCAUGCACCGGGAUCACACUCUUUCACUUACAAUGCUUCACACCAAGUGCACGAUGGCCCCGGUCAAAACCGAUACUUCAUCGAGGGAAAGAUGGAGUUCAUUGACCAGCCGACAGAGUGGCUGUACAACAAGACCACCGGCAUGGCAUACUUCAUACCCGGAGACAGACAUGGACCGUACCGGCACACAGUAACGGGUAAAGUGUCGGCGUAUGCACUGAACAUCACUGACUGUAAGCACUUGGUGCUCGCCAAUUUGACAUUCUUCGCCACCACAAUAUGGGCGUCAAGUAUUGCUGAGCAGCCAAUACCGACGUACAUCGAUCGCUUGACCGUGUCAUCGGUAAACUUCUCCUAUCCCAGCUACAGCCGGAGAAUGCUACAGGAUGUCAGCCCGCCGCAGUGCACUCUGAUCAGCAGUCAUUUCUACGAUCCGACGUCCUCAGAUCUGAUGGUGAGAGAUGUGGACAAGAAUCAGCUUGAUAAGUGGACGGUGGAGGGAGAGCACCCUGGUCGCCAUGGCAGACACUCAAUCUUCAAUUGCACCUGGAUGUACACGGAUGGUCCAGCACUGAUAGUGCAGGCCAAUCAGUGCAACAUUACUAAUAACUACUUUGCCUACAACGACUGGUCGGGCGCCGACUCGGUUGUGCGCAAUGGCGGCGUUGCCACCAUCAGCAAUGAGAACGGACACAGUGAUUACUUUGCAAGGAACACGCUGUACAGGAACGGCGCCAUGACUGGCUACCAGGCACCGGUCGGCUCGACGGUAGAGUACAACCUGAUCACGGGCCAGUGCUGGGGUGAUAUUGAACACGACGGUGCAGGUGUGCAGUUGCAUCCCGAAUGCCAGGCUAACACAACAUUGGCAAACAACUGGGCUCAUGACUCGUUGAAGUACGGGCUGCGCUUGGAUGGUCAGCCACCGCACACAGGCUCUCAUGCCAGAAUGACUGGAAAUGUGGCGUGGAACAGUGGCGGACUAAUGGUCAAGGGAGACUACCAUACGGUCAACUACAACCUAGCAUUUGACCUGCGCAAGGAAAGCCACAGUGCAGUCGAGAGACAGAACUGCAGUAUCUGUGUGUUGGAGUAUGUCGGAACAAAUCCCGUUCCUGUGAACUCGCACACAACAACAGUCCACAAUGUUGCAGAUUUUAUCAACGGUGGUACGGGAAAUGGUGGACACAGUAAAGUGACAAAGGUUGAGCCUCUGCCCGGCCUUCCAUCUGAUAAUGUCCAAACAAAUGUUCGAGAAGAGGUAAUGGAUGUCGAAAAUCUCGAUUUCCGUCCUCGCAAGAACUCAACCUUUCUCAAGUAUGGCGGUGUCGGUCCCUAUGUUCCUACAGGAGAUCGCUGGACACAGUACUGGAUUCCAGGUCGGCAGUCCUACAAAGCUAGCACCCCAAUACCACCAGACGGUAGUGCUACCGUCAAAACUGAUCGUGACUCUGUGAUGUGGCUGAUUGCACUGAAUGCACAGGCCAGUCGGGUGACAUUCUUAGCAUCCUGUAAUGCUUCAUUGCACUCACACCCGAAGGAAGACAGACAAGAAUGGAAUAACAUUGGUCAUGAGCCCAGACCUACAGAAGAUCAUCUAUGGUCGAGCAGUCCAAUUCCAUUACCGGAGAAUGUCUACUAUCUACCGACAAGUUUGAAACCCAGGACAAAGUAUUGCUGGAAAGUUGACACAAUAAUGCCUGAAGGUACUAUUGUUCCCGGUGAUGUGUGGUCAUUCACUACCAAGUGACACUGGUUAGGUGGUAUGAGAGAACAGACUAUGUAACGUAGCCUGCAAUAGUUACUGAGCUUUGUUGAUAUUUAUUUCUCUGGAAUAAUAUUCAUUUGAGGCUCUCGGCUUGACAUCGUGGUGAAGCAUUCCAAGUCUAAUGGUUGGAGACUCCUCGACUACUAUAACCUGGAAAGUCUAACGUUUUAACGACCAAUUUUUUUUUCGUUAUUUGAAGAAACGUUAUUCUCGAACCCGGUUUGAGAUGUCUGUGUAAAGAUGCGCAUACGGAUGGGUGGCCAGGUAGCCAUCGUUAUACUUCUGCACGUUAUCGUGCCGAAAUUACAAAAACAUUGAACUCUUUGGUCGUUAAACUUUCCGGUGUUUACAGUAGUUUGUUAGGCUGGAAUGAUUCCACGGAAGUUUCUGUAGGAUUCAUUCCCAAAUUUUGCUUUGCCAAGAUGAUUCACUGGUGAUACAUGUACUUCGAAGUAUUUGUUUUUCCGAUCAAUCAAACUUGUGAGGUUUUA